Molecule: messenger RNA, 4819 nt
Organism: Xiphophorus maculatus (southern platyfish)
Lineage: Eukaryota; Metazoa; Chordata; Actinopteri; Cyprinodontiformes; Poeciliidae
Gene: tom1l2a
Product: target of myb1 like 2 membrane trafficking protein
Exons: 16
Coding region: 58-1677 (539 amino acids)
Biological process (GO): signal transduction
Cellular component (GO): membrane; endosome
Molecular function (GO): phosphatidylinositol binding; ubiquitin binding; clathrin binding
Source: RefSeq, a predicted model, not a curated record
CAGCAGCCUCUCGCCCUCAGCCUCCGUCAUUUCCAAAGCGGAUCGUUUGUUGUCAAAAUGGAGUUUCUACUUGGAAAUCCUUACAGCACGCCUGUGGGCCAGUGUAUAGAGAGAGCCACAGACGGAGGCCUACAGAGUGAGGACUGGACUCUGAACAUGGAGAUCUGUGACAUCAUAAACGAGACAGACGAGGGGCCAAAAGACGCCAUGCGGGCCCUGAAGAAGAGACUGAGCAGCAACAAGAACUACAGAGAGGUCAUGCUGGUGCUAACGGUGUUGGAGACGUGUGUAAAGAACUGCGGUCACAGGUUUCACAUCCACGUGGCCCACAGAGAUUUCAUUGAUGGCGUCCUGGUCAAAAUCAUCUCUCCCAAAGCCAAUCCUCCCACAAUAGUGCAAGACAAAGUUCUGUCCCUCAUACAAUCCUGGGCUGAUGCCUUCAGGAGCAGUCCUGAUCUGACUGGCGUGGUCCACAUUUAUGAGGAGCUGAAGAGAAAAGGUGUUGAGUUUCCAAUGGCCGACCUGGAUGCUUUGUCUCCCAUCCACACGCCACAAAGGGGCACACCUGAAGUGGACCCAGGGAUGAUGAAGUACCUCGCUCCUAAUGCGUCGGCUCCUGGCAAUCCGAAACCCACUCAGCCCACUCCCACCGCCACGCAGGCCUCCAGCAUACCCAGCCCCGUCACUGCCACACCUGAACAGAUCGCCCGGCUGCGGAGUGAGCUGGACAUCGUGAGAGGAAACAUCAAAGUCAUGUCAGAGAUGCUUACGGAGCUGGUCCCCGGCCAGGAAGACGCUUCUGACUUAGAACUGCUCCAGGAGCUGAACAGAACGUGCCGCGCCAUGCAGCAGAGAGUGGUUGAGCUGAUAAGUCGUGUGUCCAACGAGGAAGUGACCGAGGAGCUGCUGCACGUCAACGAUGACCUCAACAAUAUAUUCCUUCGAUAUGAGAGGUAUGAGAGAUACAGAUCGGGCAGGGCUGCACAAAACAACGGGAUGUUAGCGGAGCCUACAGAAGACAACCUCAUAGACCUGGGCCCAGGCUCCCCUGCCGUGGUUACACCCAGGGUUGUGUCCAGCCCUUCGUCCAGCUCCGCCCACAGAGCCACAGCCUCCCCUGCCCACAACCCUUCCACAGCCUCCAUAUCUACUGCACUCGCUAGUCUUGAUGUAAGUUCUGACAGUGUUAGCGGUACCCUCACGGCUCUGUCGGGCCACAACAAGGACGACUUUGACAUGUUUGCCCAAACCAGGAGCAGCUCACUGGCGGAGCAACGCAAAAAUGUAAAAUAUGAAGACCCCCAUGCUCUGGGAGGCCUGGCCUCUGCUUUGGAUGUGAGGCAACAAAACACAAGUGGGCUGAGGGUAAAAGGGGAUGAUAACCCAGCAGAUCAGGAGCUGCCCAUAGACAGCUGGCUUAUUACCCAAGGAAUGAUCCCCGUAUCGCAGUCCUCUGUCAUGGAUGAUAUAGAGGAGUGGCUCUGUGCUGACGUGAAAGGAGAUGCUGCUGAGGAGGGAGUGACCAGUGAAGAGUUUGAUAAGUUCCUGGAGGAGCGAGCUAAGGCAGCGGACACUCUGCCGUCUCCCCACGGAGCUAACCCUCCUCACCCCACUCGUCCCCCCACCGGCUCCCACAAGAAGUCUGAGCGGACGGAGGACGCCCUCUUUGCCUUGUAGACUGUUUGCAGCGAACAUUAGCUUCUCCAGCGGGGAAUCGGAAGGUCAUCGCAAACAAUUCCCCUCCAAAGCAGCUCUUCUAGUUCCGUUUUAUUGCAGACUGGAUGGAAGUGGUGUGGCGAGUGAGCUCCACCUCCUUGCUCCUCCUACCCUUAAACCCAUUGAGGCCAAUGGUGUUUACUGCACACUCUGCCUUUGAGUUUUACUAUGAAUGGAUGUAUAGGGCUGUUAUCGUGGGAUGUAAAACUCGCAGGCCUGCAGCUCAUUUGCAGCAGUCCCACCAAGUGAAGACAACCUAACUCGUCUCAUGUGCUGUAAGAAUGUGGUAUAUUACUGCUAAGACGAAUAGAAACUGCAGGCUCAUGCAUUGAAUUUGUAUGGAAGCAUUCAGUUAGAAUAUUAUUUUACUACAUUCAGCUAAUUGCUAAUUGCAUUUGUUUUUCUAAUGGUUUAAGCUGUAUAAUGUACUACAGUGGCAGUUGUGGUUCAUCGAUUAUGUCUUUAAAUCAGCAAAUAUUCCAUUUAAGAAUCCUUAAUAGCAAAAUUUAGUAAUGUGGAUAAAAGUGCUGUGUUGCCCUGCUUGCCAAUAACACUGCAAAACAAGAGGCUGAUUUGUUAUUAAAAAGGAAUAUUCUGGAAAAACACAAUAAACCAAGCAUUCACAGCAUUCUUCUAACCAAAGGGAAAUGUAAUAGUAACGGCAACAAAAGGAAACUCAUUAACGCAUUUCAAAGCACUGAAGGGAAGAGAGUUGUCCAUUGAAUAUUUUAUAGAUUCAGAAAAAAUAUAUACAAACAUGAAGUGGGAACAGCAACCAGCUACAAGCACCUUUUAGCCAUUCCAAAGAACGUUAAGGCUUUAAUGACCAACUAAGAUUUUAUUUAUACACAGAGAAUGUAUAAAAUGUUAGGGAUAAACUGUGGAAGUCAGUACCUGUUUUGGUGAUUGAUUGAAAAACAUGUUGUUUAUUUUAGUAAUUCAAGUGAUGAAACCAUAAAAUCACAAGCAAAGUGAUAUUAAAAUAGGCCAGAUUUGUUUAUACUCUGUGCAGCUCAGCGUCUCCAAAGCUUAUAAAUGGGACGGGUGAAUGUUUUUGACAUUCUCACAAUCUGAAGAAAACAUAGGAUUCGGUUAAUAUAUAUCUUACUGUUAACUCUUCACAAUUUAAGGAAAAAUAAACUUUUACAUAAGAAAAAAAAUCUCCUCCGAAUAUGCAAAUGUGAUGACUGAAGAAUUACAUGCCUCUCUGGACAUGUACAAAAAGCUCCAAAUUUCCUUUCCUUUUUUUUGACAAAAUUAAAAUCCAGUAUGAAAUAUUAAAUUGAAGUAUGAACAUUUUUGGUCUAUAAUAAAUGAGCAGAUUUCUUUUCAUAUAUAACAUGAACCAUAUGAACGUAUGUUGUCUCGUUUUCUCAUAUUACGACACCGUCCAAGCGUCAACUUGCACAAGCAAAAUAUAUGCUUUAUAUCGUAACAUCACUGCAAAUAUAUAUGGUUGGGGUAAAGCUUUGAAAUAAUGGGCUCAUUCACAUUUGUUCUCUGAUGGGGGCGGGAGGAGAAGGUGGGACUGUACCUUUUUAGGUGUCCCACAUCGCUCAUCGUCAGUUUAUGCAAGAUUAGUUGCCUGUGUCAAGACAUGGGACAAAAAGGGACAAUUUUCUAUUUACUUUUGCUAGGGAUUAAUGUCAUUUUAUAAUAAAAAAGUAAAUCAAUCUAAAUUAAAAUUUUUGCCCAAAUAUUGGCUACAAAUGCAUAAGAUCACAGUAUGUGUUUUAAUUGAACGUUUUCUAUUUUAAAAGCAAACAAAAUAACCACUUUUUACCUAACAUUUCUGAUAAGAUCUACUUACCAAAACAUGCAUGGACAGUAAAAAGAAUAUACUAUUUUUUAUGAAUUAUGAUACCUGCACUUUGAUGCAAAAACUAAUAUGUUUUUUUUUUUUUGUCUUUUGUGUUUGUAAAGUUAAUAUUUUUUUUAGGGAUGGGAAAGAAUCUUAAAAAUGACUUCACACUGCUUUUGUUUCUUCAUCUCUCCAGUUUUUGUUUGGGUUCAUUCCAGGAUGUCAAGUUUAAGUUUGAUAAAACAUCAAUAUUAGACAUUCGCAUAGAAAAACCGCCGUUAUUUUUAUGAUCAGUAUGAAUAGUGUUGACUUUAAAAUUGCCUACAUGACAACGUAUUGAAACUAGAAUGAUGCAAGCUUUAAAAAUGUGCAUUCUCACUGAUGGAUCUCCGUACAUUUGAUGCUAUAAAAUCUAUAAACGUCAACAUACUCUCCUGAUUUAAUAUUUAAAAUUUAUUUUAUAUUUUAUUAUUAUAGUUCAUGUAUCAUUCACAACAUUGUUAGGUGCGGUGGGAGGCAGAUGUUUAUUCUAGCAUGACAUUUCUGCCUAUGUUACAGAUGUUUCCAACCACAGUUUACCUUUGGUUUAGAUGGAAAAUAUAAAGCCAACAAAAAAUAAGAAAAUCCCCCCUAUUUUAAUACUCUAUUAUUAAUUUUAUUUAAUUACUAUAACAGCCUAAUAACUAGAAUCAAUAGUUUUCAUUCGGAACCUCUGAACCUCUUAUGGGGAAACAACUAUGAUUUGUUAUUUUCACAGUUACUAAAGUCUCAAUAUUUUCUCCAUAGUCCUUGUAAUAUUCAAAUGUAACUUGGUUCAAAUGUAGUAUUGAUCUUUAUUUGGUAUUAAUGCUGUAUCGUUACAACUGUUUUAAUAUGGUUGCCAGGUAACUGAGAUAUUAAUUGUAGUCCUUUUGUUUUUUUUUGAAAACUCUUACUGUGCAGGUUGUUCAAUGACAGAUUCCAAGAAAGUCAUCAGAGGUGAUUUCAAAUGAAACUUCUGCUAUUUUCAGUAUUUGUGUUUCACAAGUCUUUGGAUAAGUAAUGGUAACAGUGUUUUUGUUACUUUCUUUGAAGAUUGCAAAAGUGUUUCUCACAAAUGUCUUAGCUGUCUAUAUUUGGAUACAGUAUGUCAUUAACUGGAUUAAUACACAAUGUGUGUACUCAAAGUUUGGACAUCUCAGGUGUUCGACGUCUGUGUGGCUGUACCUUACUGUCUGCUGCCAUUACUUACAAUCAGAUUUGUAUUUGACUCUUUGCACGUGUGUGACUGCCCAAUAAAACACUAGCAAUGUGUGACCUCUA